This is a messenger RNA of Dentiscutata erythropus, 551 nucleotides long. Lineage: Eukaryota; Fungi; Glomeromycota; Glomeromycetes; Diversisporales; Gigasporaceae. The record is from the annotation of a GenBank genome assembly.
AUACCGCUUCGGAAAACGCUGAACUUAAAGCUAGGGUUGCGAAAUUGGAGCAGAAACAGUUACAAACCGACGAAGAAAAGAGCAACCAUAUUAUAUUACGAAGUAAUGGCCGUGCCAGCUCCGCUGAUGCUCCCGCAUCUAAAUCGGAUGAUGAUACCAGAGAAAUCAGGCCCAAAGGGGCGCAAGACGAUGGGACUGAUAAAAAUCAAAUUGUAGAGCAGGGCUUAAUAGAAGAAUUGGGUAUAUCUACUGAGAAGCAAGGCCUCACGACCCUUGGAUCGCCCUUUGGGCCCAAUUCUGCAAUAGAUAAUACUAGCUCUACUGAAAUUAAUACAUCGGAGAAUAAAGAGGUGAGUACUAUAACCACUCUCUUUAUCCCAUUGUCUCCCAUCUCUAAUUCGGAUAAGACAAGUGAGGAAUUUAAAUCUUUAUCGGAAACUGAGGUAAGUAUACCUACUGAACCAUCUCAUACCUCUAGCCAUUCUGUGACUGCCUUCGGCAAUUCAGAGGAUGCGAUAAAUGAAGACGUUAAAUCUUUACCGGAGACCGAG